Messenger RNA from Microdochium trichocladiopsis, 2130 nucleotides. RefSeq lists its product as uncharacterized. Gene Ontology annotation, biological process: regulation of DNA-templated transcription. The record is from RefSeq and is a predicted model, not a curated record. The transcript is spliced from 3 exons. Gene Ontology annotation, molecular function: zinc ion binding; DNA-binding transcription factor activity, RNA polymerase II-specific. NCBI's taxonomy places the organism in Eukaryota, Fungi, Ascomycota, Sordariomycetes, Xylariales, Microdochiaceae. The coding region runs from base 130 to 1941 and encodes 603 amino acids.
AUGGCAUAAGCUAUGUUCUUCACAUCGGCCGUCUUUACAAACCAGCCCGGGUUGCUCCGCGUGUUCGCAGAUGAUUAACAGCAGCCUCUACCAGUCGACGACGGCAGACUCCUCCACCGCGCCCUGGAGAUGACUGCGCCGUGCGUUCCUCGCCUGCGCAAGAGGACCUCCAAGGUCAAGACCGGAUGCGGCCAAUGCAAACGUCGCCGCAUCAAGUGCGGUGAGCAGCGACCAGCAUGCCUGCGCUGCGCAAGGGCCAACCUGAUCUGCUCGUACGAGGCAGCAGCCACCUGCGCAGAGCUGCAGGCCUCUCAGGCCGCGGCGACCGCCCGCAUCGUCAACUCGUGGAACAGCAGGAGCCGCCCUCGACCGCAGGUGGAUGUCCUCACGCUCCCGCCCCUCACCCGCCACCUCGACGCCGACAAGAUUGUGUACGUCGAGCGGUACGGGCUCAGCGUGGCCCCCGUGCUGUCCAGGAUCGGCAGCACCGAGUUCUGGUUCCGCACCAUCCUCAGAGAGAUAUCCGUCGACGACUGCAUCCUCCACUGCGUGAUUGCCAUGGGCGCGCUCCAGUACGCCUUCGACCCGAAACCACCCUGCGGUGGCAGCUCGGGGCCGCCGCCUCCUGCUCCUCUCCCUCUCCAGCAGGACAGGGCCAUCGCCGAGAGGGCCAGGGCCAACGUCCACUACGAGCGCGCGCUCAAGAGCAUGAGCCUCGCCAUCUCGCUCAUGAAGGUCCAGCUCCAGCGUGCCAACGAGCAGGCGUCGCGGAGGGCGAUCCUCAUCGUCAGCAUCCUCUUCAUCGUCUUUGAGCUCAUGCAUGGCGACCCGGAAAGCGCGGACGGGGUGGCCGCCAAGGCCAUGGCCGCGCUCUGCGGCGUGCUGCCUAUAUUCUGCCCGGACCGGGCCACGCUGGAGAAGAUUGGCCGGGACGUCGACGACGAGGGCAUUGAGGAGGCGACCUGGUUGCUCCCGAGGCUGUCCGCGAUGCGGGGAGGCACGUCGGGGCUCCCGCUCGACGUCGUCUCGCGGCCCUUCUCGUGGGAAAGCGAAUAUUGCCUCAAGGGGCUUGCUACCACGAUCAAGUGUCCUGGUCAGGAUGCACCAUACGAGUCAUUCAUGCAGGCCUGGGACCGAUACUUGACCGUGCAGAUGGUGUGGACGACGCGGAUCGACAUCUCUACCGUACCAGAUGCUGAGAAGCCUCUCCUGGCUGAGCAGCACAAAACCAUCAUGGGCAUGGCUGCUGACUGGUGGCACCAGAUUCGGCAGCGCCUUGGGGCCGAGUUGGACAUGACCCGGCAGCUCCUGCUGAGGGUGACGUUUUUCUUCUCGUGCGCGUCGCGGCUCUAUCUAGCACACGCCCUGCACCCGCUGGACACGACCUGGGAGGACUACGCUGCUGACACAAUGUACGCACUCGAAGUGGCGGAGCAGAUUCUGGACCAGUCGGACCAUGAGUCGUCUUUGCUACUCUUCAACGACAAGGUUCUGCCCUCGAUCCCGAAUCUGCUCACGCGAUGCCCGGUGCGGGACGUGCGAGCCAAGGGACUACGGAUUGUGGCCCGGACGCUGGCGACGAUGGGGUGGGAAUCGAAGGGUAGCCGUGCGUCCCCGCGCAACUUGUGGCUCGAGUGGUGGUGGUCCAACAUCCAGCCAGAGAGUUUUAUGCGGCAGUCGGUAGUGGUCGCCAGCACGCCAAGCAUCAAGCGGUCAGACAGCCCGCGAAGCGACUGUGAUGGUGACGGUGACGACGGCUCUGACGUCGCGUAUUACGAGCUCGCAGACCAGGUCUGCAUGAAAAGCCCGCAGUCCCGCAGCAGCAGCAGCAGCAGCAGCAAUAGCACCAACAGCGGCGGGGACGGAAACGCUGCCGGCACUGGGGACUCGUCCUGGGGUGAAAGGUUCAUCCUCUGCGCGAUAGCGACAUGCACCAUAUGAGGCAUGAUUUCCAUGCGCGGCCAAGUGUAUGAUAGGCUAAUACCUGCUACCUAUGAUGAGAUGGGGAUCGCCGGGUCUGACAUGUCAGAGCUAGCCACGCCUGCCCUGCACCCUCAAGUGUCAGGGCUGCAUUGCGGCGGAGCGAAAUGAAUCGACGUCGUAUUUUCAGACGAGGCCAUGCUCCCGAUC